CACUAUGAUGCCCUUGAGCCUCACAGAUCACCCCACCACCAGGCACUUCUUCAGCCUCCUGUCGCCGGAGUUUUCCGCGCCAUCCAGGAGGACCCUGGGGAGAGACAUUGACCAGGCCUGGGCCACUGCCAAGUCGGACCUCUCUAACGCGCUGUAUGAGGCCAGCUACGUCGCCACAACAGCCGACAGCUGGACGGCGCACAACAGGGCCUUCAUUGGCAUGACGUGCCACUGGAUCGGCCAGAAUCUCCGCCGCCAACGUGGCACAUUAGCGUGCAAGGAGAUCAAGGAGAAGCAGACUAAUGUGGUCCUGGCGCAGGCCAUCUAUGACACCCACCAGGAGUUUGGCCUGGGGAACAAGGUGGUAGCCACUACCACGGACAACGGCACCAACUAUGUGGCUGCCUUCAAGUACUUCGGUGCAGGCGAUGUGCCUGUGGAGGGAGAGGAGGAGCAGGAUCCUGAGGUGGUGGUUGGCCAGCCUGCAAACCUGCAUGCCCAGCUGAAGGAGGUGGUUCCUGCUAUGAUUAAGCUGCCCAAACACUACAGAUGUAGUGCACACACCCUCAACCUUAUAGCCACUGCCGACGUCCACUCUGUGCCUGGAUGGAACCAAGGCUUUAGGGCGCCAUUCACAAAGGCUGCUGCAAAAGCCCAGGGGACUUGGAACCUGCAGAACCGCAGUUCUGUGGUGACCAACUCCAUCAAGGAGAAGACUGGGAGGAAGCUGAAAACCUUCUGUGUUACUCGGUGGAACUCCUACUAUGAUGCUAUCCAGAUCCUGAUGGACGUCCUCCAACCCAGAGAAGAUGCGGGCGUUGAAUGA
Messenger RNA from Eriocheir sinensis (Chinese mitten crab), 826 nucleotides. RefSeq lists its product as uncharacterized. The transcript has 4 exons. The record is from RefSeq and is a predicted model, not a curated record. Lineage: Eukaryota; Metazoa; Arthropoda; Malacostraca; Decapoda; Varunidae. Bases 5 to 826 code for a protein of 273 amino acids.